GCACUACUUUUUCUGGCCCUCAUACCAGACGGGAUCCAUACGUUGGAUAUUUAGGUCAUUGGAUGAGAGGGAUGAUUCUUUUCAACCCUCCAAAAGGAUGAGCUGCCUGGAGGAGCUGAUAAUGAUUUGUCAUGGUCCCUCAGAGAUAGGUGGCGAGGCUAGUGAGCAUGACCUGGCCUACUUCACCAACCUGUUGACACAGAUGCUCAAGGUGGAUCCCUCUGAGAGAAUCACUCCUCGAGGAAUCCUUGAGCAUCCAUUCAUCACAAUGAGCCACCUUCAGGACGCAUUCAAAAACGGACCCUAUGUGAAGUCCUGCAUGGACAUGAUGAGCGACUGCCAGGAUCAGAGCUUUCCCAGUGGAAAAGAUGGAGCAAAGACCACCCGCCAAACAUCCCUAAAUAAGCGGACCUCUACCAGCUCUGAUGGCAACUCCAGAUCACAGAAGAGGAAGAGACCAUAUUGA
Molecule: messenger RNA, 466 nt
Organism: Paralichthys olivaceus (Japanese flounder)
Lineage: Eukaryota; Metazoa; Chordata; Actinopteri; Pleuronectiformes; Paralichthyidae
Product: homeodomain-interacting protein kinase 1-like
Biological process (GO): peptidyl-serine phosphorylation; peptidyl-threonine phosphorylation
Cellular component (GO): cytoplasm; nucleus
Molecular function (GO): protein serine/threonine kinase activity; protein tyrosine kinase activity; ATP binding
Source: RefSeq, a predicted model, not a curated record